GGACCCCGCGGCGGCUGCCGGGCUCCCAGCUCGCUCUCCGGCCAUUGGCUUCGUGCGCGCUGCCGCCGCGCCGGGCCCGCCCUGGAUCCCGGUAGGGCUUGGCUAAAACGCGGAGCGGUAGUGGGGCGUGGGCUGCCAGAGGCUCUCUGCGGUCGGGAAGAAAAGAAGAUCCGGGGAUGUCUGCUGUCCGUAUGGCGAUGUACGAUGAAGACAUCUUGAAAAAUCCCUUCUAUGUAGCCAUCCAGAAGCGGCGUCCUGAUCUGUGCAGCAAAGUUGCAGAAUUCCAUGGUGUUGUGUUAGUUCCAUGCAAAGGAAGCCUUUCAAGCAGCAGUCUCUCUACCUGCCAGUUUGAAUCUUAUGUUUUGAAGCCUCUGGAGGAAAACUUUCAGACUGUAAAUGGAAAGGAGAUCUUCAUAAAAGGAAACUUCAUCGUUUUAGGAACUGGUUUUAAUUUUCAUCUCUCAGUACCUGUUCUCUUUGAGGAAACGUUUUACAAUGAAAAAGAAGAAAGCUUUAGUAUAUUAUGCAUAGCUCAUCCACUGGAAAGAACAGAAAGCUCAAGUGAAUCUACAGCUUCAUCAAAAUCCUAUUCUCUUAAAAAUAUUGAAGAUGUUAGAGGAUUCUUGGGAAGGCACUGUGAGAGGUUUGAUAAAUACAUAGGAUCUUUCCACAGAACAUGUAAAGAACAUGAAAGGAAAAGCCUCCGUCACUACAUAGACUCUGUCAAUGCACUUUAUACUAAAUGUCUCCAGCAUCUUUUGAGAGAUUCACACUUGAAGAUGCUUGCAAAGCAGGAAGAGCAAAUGAAUCUGAUUAAACAAGCAGUUGAAAUGUAUAUCCACCAUGCUAUUUAUGACCUAGUUUUUAAAUAUGUGGGGACUAUGGAGGCAAGUGAGGAUGCUGCUUUUAACAAAAUCACGAGGAGCCUUCAAGACCUGCAGCAGAAAGAUGCUGGAGUGAAGCCAGAGUUCAGUUUCAAUAUACCACGUGCAAAGCGAGAGCUGGGCCAGCUGAACAGGUGCACUUCCCCUCAGCAGAAGCUGCUUUGUCUACGAAAAGUGGUACAAGUUGUCAUGCAAUCUCCUAGCCAAAGAGUUAACGUGGAAACCAUGUGUGCAGAUGAUCUUCUCUCUGUUUUGCUGUAUUUGCUUGUGAAAACAGAAAUUCCAAACUGGAUGGCUAACUUGAGUUACAUAAAGAACUUCAGGCUUUGCAGUUCAGUGAAGGAUGAACUAGGAUACUGCCUAACUUCAAUUGAGGCUGCGAUAGAAUACAUACGACAAGGCAGCCUCUCCGACAGAUCAGCAGAAUCUGAGAGAGUGUGUGACAAGCUGCUUUUGAGACAAAGGAUGAACUUGUUGUCCCAGAUGUCUGCUACUCCAACAGAUUGCUUAUUUAAGCAUAUUGCUUCAGGUAAUCAGGAGGAAGUGGAGCGAUUACUAAGUCAAGGUGACAACGAUAAGGAUACCGUACAGAAAAUGUGUCAUCCACUCUGUUACUGUGACAGAUGUGAGAAGCUGGUUUCUGGGAAAAUGAAUGAUCCUUCCAUUGUCACUCCGUUUUCCCGAGACGACCGGGGAUAUACGCCGCUUCACAUAGCUGCUGUUUGUGGACAAACAUCAUUAGUGGAUUUGCUGGUAGCCAAAGGAGCCAUUGUCAAUGCUACAGAUUACCACGGUUCAACUCCACUUCACCUUGCCUGCCAGAAGGGGUAUCAAAAUGUUACACUUCUCUUACUGCACUAUAAGGCAAGUAGUGAUGUUCAGGACAAUAACGGAAAUACUCCACUUCAUCUAGCCUGCACUUACGGCCAUGAGGAUUGUGUUAAAGCUCUAGUCUACUAUGAUGUGCAUUCCUGCAGACUAGAUAUUGGUAAUGAAAAGGGAGACACUCCUCUCCACAUAGCUGCUCGUUGGGGCUAUCAAGGGAUCAUAGAAGUGCUUUUGCAAAAUGGGGCAAAUCCAGAAAUUCAAAACAGGAUGAGAGAGACUUCCCUACAGUGUGCAUUAAACUCCAAGAUUGUGUCACUGAUGGAAUUAAACUAUCUAACGUUUGAAAGAGGACAGAGCGCUUCGGAGUCACCACUUAGGUCUCCUCAGCACUCUACAGAAACUUUCAGCAGAGGAUCUUCUGUCUCAAGCCUGUCAUCAACGUCAACUGAUACAAGGCAAGAAGAAGUAAAAAAUAGCUACAAAGAGGUGGAAAAACUCCUAAGAGCAGUUGCUGAUGGAGACCUGGAAAUGGUACGUUACCUCUUAGAGUGGAUGGAGGAAGACUUAGAAGAUGAUGAUGAUGACACAGGCUGUACAUCAAAACCAGAACUCUGCCAUCCAUUAUGUCAGUGCUCAAAAUGUGGGCCAGCACAAAAGAAAUGUGCAAGGGUCUCUGCUAAUGGACUUGGAGUAAACGUUUCCAACCAAGAUGGUUUUACACCAUUGCAUAUGGCUGCACUGCAUGGACACUCUGAACUUGUCUGUCUCUUGUUGAAACAUGGGGCCAGUAUCAGUGCCAAGAAUGUAAAACAUGCAGUUCCUCUUCAUCUAGCCUGCCAGAAAGGUCACUUCCAGGUGGUGAAGUGUCUGAUGGACCACAAUGCUAAACAGAAUAAAAAGGAUAUAUACGGAAAUACUCCUUUAAUUUAUGCAUGCUUGAAUGGUCAGUAUGAGACUACUGCCUUGUUGUUACAGCAUGGAGCUUCAGUUAACCUUUCUAAUGCCAGAGGAAACACAGCACUGCAUGAGGCUGUGAUAGGCAAGAACGAGGCCCUGGUGGACUUGCUGCUGCGGAAUGGCGCGGUCACGCACAUCAGGAACGAAAGGAACUGCACGCCUGCCGACUGUGCUGAGCCGAAUUCCAAUAUCAUUAAGUUGCUGGAAACAGCACCAAGCUGUGUACCUGUGUCAGCAGGAAGAGAAGAAAAGGAGUGCGAGCAGCAUGCUACUCUCCAGAUAAGAAAAAAAGUGAAUUCUAAGCCAUGUGAGAAAGCUGAUGAUCCUGCAAGCAGACAACUUCAAUUGGUCCAGUCAAUUAACAGAUUUAACAAAGCAAAACAUUUACGGAGAACCAUAACAAGAGAUAAAACUGUACCUAAUUUUGACUAUCAGUUACUGCAUCAGUUAGCUAUUAAAAGCUUUGAUAAAACCAGGUUAAAAUCUGUUGAGACACUGGACCAGAGCCAAGUUAAGAUUACGGGCACACGAUGCAGUGGUGAGCAUGUGGAGCGUGGUGAUGUGAUGGAAGCUCCUCAGAGGAGUAAAUUAAUGCACCGAAGACACACCAUUAGUGUGCCACUCUCAGCAGACAAUGUCAGUGACGAUAGUCUAAGUAUUUCACAGUCCAGAGACUGCUGUGAUGACCUGUGUUGAAAACACUGACAAGAAAACACGAAUUUGAUGUCAAAUCUGAGGAAACUGGGUGGUGUUCAUUUCAGUAACCCUUCACUAUAUCAAAGAAUGCUGCCUGCCCUGGGGACAGAACACGAGGGCAGCUCCUCAGCAGGAGCAGAAUGUUUUAAGCACUUUUGCAUACUGAAUCUUCUGUUUACAUUGGAGAUAACUGCGCAGCCAGAUCAUUCCUGAGCUCAGCAAACACAGACCUCCUGCGAUGGAGACAGCAAAAAUACUUUCCUGUUCUACUUAACACUUAUUGAAGAAUUAGAUGUGCCAGUAAACCAAAUGAAACCUUGUAUUUUUCAGCCACCCACUUUGUUUUUAAGAGUAUUUGAAGAAUUUUUGCAUUUUCAGCUUUUAUCACUACAUUGGAUACAUGCAAAGAUAUAUUUAUAUAUAGCACAGUGAGGAAUUUAUUGCCAGAGGUAGUUGAAAUGUCUCUAUUUUUAUUGUAAUGCUACAAACCAUCAUGGUAUAUAUUUGUGUAAUUCAGUACCAGCUGUUAGGAGCCAUAGUUCAGAACAACUGUGAUGCCACGUAAGAAAUUUAUCCGUAAUACUUGUGUGAAGUGAUGUAAUCCUUGCUCAUCUCUUUGCAAUGUUCCUCUAUACUGGACCUACAAGAUCAGUUUUUUAUGUGGAAGCCAAGAGAGCAAGGAAAAAAGAGAGCACCCUUCACAAAACAAAACUCUGGACUCUUUUCACAAGCUAAUUAAAAAAACCAAACAUGCAGAAGCAAACAUGUAUAAGGAGACACAAACCUGUUUGAAAUUGGUGUUUUGUUGGUGUUUUUUUUUUUUCCUUCCUCUAAAGCAAGUCAUAGAAAAAUGCACAAAUAUUCAUGAUUCUCACCCUGGGCAACAUCUGCAAACAAAACUGCCUAGGGGUGUGCUCUGGGCUGCCCUUUAGAAAGGGUGAAAUGUCAGUGAGGAAAGGUGGUUCUCACUGCAGUAAGCAUGUGUUGGAAUAGGCCAAGUAUUGUCCUGUUCCUAGAGGUGACGAGUGAAGAGGUGAAAGCUCCCCAGUAAGGUGGCUGCUUGGAUUUGAACUUGUUUCUGUGUUUUCAUUAUGGUAGAAUACGUAAAUAGCACAGGUUGGGUUUCUAUGGUUGGUUGUUUCCUUACUCAUUACAUACAUUCACAUUUUAGAUCAUAAACUGAAUAAUUCUGUUUCUUUGAGCUGUGCUGUUAGUACAAGCCUGGCAGUCUAGAAAGCUGGAGGACAUCCUGGUGAUUUCUUUCAGCUUUCUUCUGAGAUAAAAAUGUGCAGUCAGUGCACGUGUGGAGAGGUGGAGAUAAGGGUCGUGUGUUUAUUUUUCUAAUAACGUAUUCAUUCCUGUGGUUUUUCUAAUGUGCCUUUGCUUUGUGCCAAAUGAUGGAAAGAAAAAACCCUAGUAAAAUAACUCUUGAAAGAGCA
Molecule: messenger RNA, 4804 nt
Organism: Pogoniulus pusillus (Red-fronted tinkerbird)
Lineage: Eukaryota; Metazoa; Chordata; Aves; Piciformes; Lybiidae
Gene: ANKRD27
Product: ankyrin repeat domain 27
Exons: 29
Coding region: 177-3365 (1062 amino acids)
Biological process (GO): early endosome to late endosome transport; neuron projection morphogenesis
Cellular component (GO): tubular endosome; early endosome; neuron projection
Molecular function (GO): guanyl-nucleotide exchange factor activity; SNARE binding
Source: RefSeq, a predicted model, not a curated record